Messenger RNA from Thlaspi arvense, 2126 nucleotides. The record is from the annotation of a GenBank genome assembly. Lineage: Eukaryota; Viridiplantae; Streptophyta; Magnoliopsida; Brassicales; Brassicaceae.
CAAAAGCCAAGAACCAAGAAAGUACAUAGGAAAGACGCAGGAAAUUAUAUGGAGGACUUGCGAUAAAAUUUCCUUAGUAAUUUUAUAUAAAGAGAGCAUCUAACUAACAACACAAAAACCUCGACUAUAUGGAGGACUUGCGAUAAAAUUUCGUUAAAUUUUAUUUGUUAUAAAGAGAGACUUUAACAACACAAAAACCUCGGCUACUACUGGUACGAGUGGUCGAAUCGAGUCAUGGAAGAGUGCCGAUUCGAGACGAGCGAGUUACAGGCUUCCUUCGUGAUGUCGACUCCUUUAUGGUCCGAUUCAUGGACUUUGUGCAACGCCGCUAACUGCGCCGGGAGUAUUCAGAUCCAGCACAUGGCCGGAAUCAUGUACGUUGCUUUACCGGCGGUGGAGAUGAUUCUACUAGGGGAUCUUGUGGGCUUAGAAGUCGCCGGAAAUGGUCUUUUCUCGGCCUUGUCCACAUCAUUAGCCCCCGGCGAGCCUCCGCCUAUGGUCGACACUGCCAUACUUAAACUUUUCGUCCCCUUGCUUCCCCAUAUUCAACCGCAGAUCAAAGAAGGAAUGGAACUAGAAGGAAGAAAGAAGUUGGUAAUAACCGGACAUUCAACAGGCGGCGCAUUGGCCGCACUCACCGCACUUUGGCUCCUCUCCCACCCUUCGCCGCCGUCAUUCAGCCUCCUCUGCAUCACCUUCGGCUCUCCUUUGCUCGGAAACCAAUCUCUCUCUUCCUCAAUCUCCAGAUCACGUUUAGCACACAACUUCUGCCACGUGGUCUCCGUCCACGACCUCGUUCCUAGAAGAAACGAUGAUCGGUUCUGGCCCUUUGGAACCUAUCUCUUCUGUUCCGACAACGGAGGUGUCUGCUUAGACAAUGCUGCUUCAGUUCGUAGGAUGUUUCUUAUACUCAACUCGACAGGAACUCCAAACAUCGAGGAACAUCAAAGGUACGGACAUUACGUGUCAACACUCUCGCACCAGUUUCUCAUAUCUAGAAGCUUUCGUGGUGGGAACAUCUCAGAAAACAGCUACGAAGCUGGUGUCGCAUUAGCCGUAGAAUCUCUAGGAUUCUCCAAUGAUCAGCCAAGUGGUGUAUCAGCGAGAGAAUGCAUCAAAACAGCUACAACAAUAAGUCGUGCUCCGAUUCUGAGGUCGAGUGAGUUAGCUACUGAGCUUGCAAACGUCUUGCCAUCAAGACUAGAGAUUCAAUGGUACAAAGACAGUUGCGACGCGUCACCGAAGCAGCUCGGUUACUACGAUAACUUCAAACUGUUUUCAAUGAAAAGAGAGAUAAGGGUGAACAUGAGUCGAGCAAAGCUAGCUAAGUUUUGGGACGGUGUGCUCGAAAUGGUGGAGAAGAAUGAGUUACCUUUUGAUUUUCACCUCGGAAAGAAAUGGGUCUACGCAUCGCAGUUUUACCAACUCUUAGCCGAACCACUUGACAUUGCCUACUUCUACAAGUACACCUAUUCAAGGACUAGUGGUCAUUACUUGGAGAAUGGGAAUAGGCACAAAAGGUAUGAAGUGAUUGAUAAGUGGUGGAAACGAAGCGGAGAGCCUCUUGCAGAGAAGUGUGUGAGAACUCGAUAUACGAGCACUACGCAGGAUACUUGCUUUUGGGCUAAGCUUGAGGAAGCAAAAGAGUGGUUGGGUGAGAUGAGAAACGAGAGUAGCGAUGCGCAGAGGCGAGCUUUGUUAUGGCAAAAGAUUCUUGGAUUUGAGAGCUAUGCGGAUACAUUGGUGAGGAUGAAGGAAGUGUCGAAAGAUGUUUUGGCGAAGAACUCGAGUUACAGUGUGUGGAUGGAGAAUCUGAGAGAGUUCAAGUUCAGAAUGGGUAAUGGACUUGAGAUGGUUGUUGAUGCCAUUGACGCAAUGGAGACCUAGUAGGAUUGAUAGCAAAUCUAAUUUAAUUAUGGUAUGCUAUUUAACGAUCUUUAUAUCAUUGUUGUUCAUCAUGUUUAUCCAAGACUUCUGAUGCAUGCUACAAUUCUAAAACAAUCUUCAUUGUUAUGUUCAACAACUUUCUGCAAGGGUUUAUAAUGUAAGCUGUUACCCCAAAACCAAGAUGGAUGUUUAAUAUUCUGCACGUAGUAUAAGAUAAUUAAGCUAAUUUUCAAGAGAAC